AUGGAGGCCCCGCGGAUUCUGUCAGGCGGCGGUGGGAUUACUGUCACGUUUCUACGGGAUGAGAAGGCUCGAGACACACAACGUCGCAUUCGCCUGGACCGGCCUGUCGCUCAGGCAAGCAACGUGCUUGAAGGAUGGCUUGACGUGGCUAUCCAAGAUCCGGCCGCCUCCUUCACUUUACAAUGGACCAUCACUAAGCUGAGUCGCUCGUUAUCCCACAGAUGGUGUCAAUGGCUGCCCCUUACGUGUCUUGGACAAUGGCGCAAUAUCGUGGGGGCCUAUAUCGCAAAGAAUAAACGACGGAAAAAGCUUUCCAAGCUCAAUGAUAUAGCCUUCAUCACCUCGCACCUUCUUCCGGUCUUCAGUAGCUUGCCUACGGCAGCUGUUACCCAUAUGCCGACUCAUAGCAUUAUCAUUAUUCCUCCAAUGGAUUCAUAUCAGGUGAGUGUGCCCGGUGGCCGCUAUGUGGCAUUGCUGAUAACGAUUUGA
Molecule: messenger RNA, 489 nt
Organism: Clonostachys solani
Lineage: Eukaryota; Fungi; Ascomycota; Sordariomycetes; Hypocreales; Bionectriaceae
Source: the annotation of a GenBank genome assembly